This is a messenger RNA of Dimorphilus gyrociliatus, 2581 nucleotides long. The record is from the annotation of a GenBank genome assembly. NCBI's taxonomy places the organism in Eukaryota, Metazoa, Annelida, Polychaeta, Dinophilidae.
AAUGGAUCCGGAAAGAGGGAAAAUAAAAUUUGCCUUCAAAACAAAUAGAAAAGAAGAUAAUUCUAAAAGGGAUAGUUCAGGUUGGGGUCGGAGCUAUAAAAAUGACUAUCGAAUGGAAAGUGAAAAAGAUAGAUCUAGAACAGAUCGUUCCAGUCGUCAUUUUUCCGUAUCUAGUAUGGAAGAAGAGGAUGGAAGAAGAGACUCAAUGAGAUCGAGAUCGGAAAGAGGCCGUGAAGGAAGAAAUCGUGAUGACUAUUCGCAUCAAGCGAUCGAUACAGGAAGAAGAAAGGAUGUUGGUCAUAAUAGGCAUGGAAAUUAUGAAGUGAACAGUGAUAGCAGUGAAAAUGGUGCCUAUUUUAAUAAAUACAAAAAAUCCGAUAAUACUUGGAAAAACAAGAGAGACGCAUCUAACUCUUUCAGUAGCGAACCCAUUCUCUCUGAUAUUCCUUUACCCCCCUCGCGACCAACAGCUAGAUCACCUGGCAGAGAAAAGGAGGGUUAUUGGCAGGAGAAAGACGAGACUGUACCCAGAUCAGAUGGAAGCGGUGAUCAUAGAAGUUCUCGAUCAAGUUCACCUUAUUCAAAGAGAAUGAAGCCUUCUUUUGCUAAAUCAGAUAUUCAAAAUUACAACUAUCGAAACAGCAGACAGAGUCACGAAUAUACUGAAAGGAAAUCUGACAUUAAUGAGAGACGUCAUUCUGAUAGAUCAACUGAAAGGAGGCACAGAGAUGAUUAUAGAAAGGAAAAUAGUUAUUCUGAUCUUUCACGAUCGUCUGAUAAAAAAUAUCGAGAACAAGAUCAGCAAAAGCGCCAAAGAGAUAGACUAAUAUCUCGAGAUGAUCGCCGUGAUGAUUAUCGGUAUAGUCAUGUAAAUAAAGAUGAUGAGGAUGCACAGAAUGAUUGCAGCCAAUCAAUCGAAGAACAAAGAGAGAAAAGUUAUGAUGCUAAAAGUGAUAAUGAUUUAAAUCAUACUGAUGAGCCUAAAGCUGAGACUCAAUUGCAAGCUGAAAAUGCCAUUAUAUCCGAUAACAAAGAAAAGCCAACUAUGGGUGAAGACGACUAUGAUCCAACUGAAACACUACUGGCAGAUGAAGAGCGUCCCCCGACAAAAUCUCCUGUUAAAAUUUCAUUUGCUAUUAAGCCGAAGAUGGGUAGAUCAGUCAAUAACGAAAUUUCUCCUAAAAAGAGUCCAAAGGGACCAGGUCAAAUAUCAAAGCCCACUUGGGUAGAAGAAAAAGAAAGUGAUAGUGAUUCAAGAACCGAUGAAAAUCUGUAUAAGAGCCCCAAGUCUCGGAAUAAGCCACCUAAGCUAUUUUGGUCGGACGAAAGUGAUAGUGAAGCCGAAAGGAAUCGAUCAAAAAAUGAAAGAAUUAGCCCAAAUGAUAGGGGAAAAUUUUAUAAGAGAGAUGAUAAUGAUAGCGAACAUGAUAGAAGAUAUGAAAGAUUAAACGAUAAUGAAACCGAUAGAAGGUAUGAAAAAACAAGUGAUAGAAGAAGAUCUAUUUCUCAAGAAAAUUCGUAUCGUAGACAAAGAAGGUCUAGAUCUAAGAGUACUGAAUACAAUCAUAGAAAAUGGAAUCCACGAGGUAGGAGUAGAUCAAAAGAAGAUAGAAGAAAAAAUAGAUUUAACUUUUACGAAAAGAAACAUUCAUCAUACCAUAGAAAUGAUUAUUAUGAUAAAGGAUUAAGCUCUCGGUCUAGAAGAUCAAAAUCUCCGUAUAGACGAGAGUCGUCUUUCAGAUAUCAUAAGAAUUAUGACAAACGUCGAAGUGGGCCAUAUCACGAAAAUAUAAAUUCACCCAGGGAUAGACGAUCGAACUUUUAUUCGUCUAAUAGUAGAAGUAAUGCACACCACGGGGAUACUGACUACAGAACUAGGAGGCCAUGCGGUCCUUCUUACUCUCCAAGUUAUAAUCGGAGGAAGACACGCUCGCCCAGCCCAGCCAAUGACAAGGAUGAAAGAAAGCACACGCCUACUCUUCCAUCAGAACAUAGAGUAACUCAAUCGCACAUUGCAGCUAAAGCGUCCUUCAGCUCUUCUAAUAUGUCAUUAUCGGAUGACGGUCAUGAAAAAUCGAUGCAAUCCCCUGUGUCAAAUAAAAAUGCGGAUAAUGCAAAUGCUGAUUUGGGAAAACACGAACAAAACGAUAAAUUAUAUGAAAAAAUUCCAAUACCAGAACCGUCCAAUAUCGUUAAAUCACCAGAAAAUAAAUUAGAGGCUAAAAAAGAAGGGGAAAAUGAACGUAAGAAAGAUGAAACUGAUAAGCUUUUGCUUGAAAGAGGAUUCUCUCGAGCCCCUCCAGUUAAUAUUGCUCCACCUGGAGUUAUUAUCAUAGGAGUUCCCGAAGAUCGUCAUCAACAUCGAGGUCUAGAUCAAGAUCUUCGUCUAGGUCACGAUCACGGUCACGAUCAAUUUCCAGAUCGAGGUAUAGUUCUCGUUCUAGAUCUAGGAGACGGUACCGAUCAAGAUCUCGGCAACGAUAUAGGUCAAGCUCGAAGUCGCAUUCAAGAUCAAGAUCAAGAUCUAGAUCACGAUAUCGGUACAGGUCUAGAAGUCGAUCUCGAUCCAGAUCCAGAUUAA